CUUGUUACUAGUAGCGAUGCACUUGUUACUAGUAGCUUCUUGUUCCUAGUUGACAGAAUUCCUCUUGUCUCUAUGACAGAAUUGCGGGAGCGCGCUGAAGCACAGCACGAGCUCAAGGCAAAGACUGCUGUGGCGCCAAAGGGGUUUGAUUUUCUCGGAUCUGCAAGAAAGGAGACCAUCUCGGCAGGACAAAUAGAACAGGUUGAAAGCUUCGCUAAAGCGGCGAACAAGACCAAAGGAGAGUUUGAUGUCAGCCAAGAUACACCAAAAGCUGGCCGAAAGCAUUCCGAAACUCCUUCUAUACAAAGGGAACUUGUAUAGUUCGAUGUACUUUUGUGUUAGGAACAUUCUAUGGGAUCCUAUUGAAUAUUGGAUGAAGUUAGCUGUUUAAACUUGUUGUUUGUAAUGGAAUUCUUGGCCACUUGAGGACGACGGAAAGAGAGAGGCAAUCGCAAAGAUUCAGGCCGCGCAACGCGGAGUUGAAGAUCGCCGCCUAUUUCUGAAAGAGCUUGCUUCGGAGCAAGGGCAGGAGGGUGAUGCAAAGAAUCAGACAGCGACUGGACACAUGGGCUCGGAGAAGGUGCCUACCACUGCAGUCGACGAGCAAGAAGCAGCGAAGAAGAUCCAAUCUUUGCAAAGAGGCAGGCAGUGCAGGCAACAACUUGCAGCGGACAAAGAGAAAAAACAGAAGGAGGUUGCAGCAGUUAAGAUUCAGAAGUUACACCGCGGCAACAGCUGUCGCCUUCAAGUUGCCACAGCGCGAAAACAAAAGGAGGCUGCAGCCGUCAAGAUUCAGAAGUUACAGCGCGGCAACAGCUGUCGCCUUCAAGUUGCAACAGAGCGAAAACAAAAGGAGGUUGCAGCUGUCAAGAUUCAGAAGGUACAGCGCGGCAACACCUGUCGCCAGCAGAUUGCCGCGGAGCGUGCUUUGGAGAGACAGAAGCACGAAGCGGCCAAGAAGAUUCAGUCAUUGGAAAGGGGCCGGCAGUGCAGACAAGAAGGGAAACAGAGGAAUCUUGCAGCAACUAAGAUUCAGAAGAUCCAACGGGGCAAGGCUGGCCGAAAAGAGUUCGAGCGCGAGAAAGCACGGCAGUUGGAACACGAAGCCGCAAAGGCAAGGAGAAACAAAUCCUCUCCAUCUUCUCCCCGAGGCAUUCCGACUUCACCAAAGGAACCAAAGAAGCGCGCUCCCAGUGCCAACAGCUCCAAGCGACUGCGGACUUACCAACUCUUACAGCAAAUAUACCCUGCCAACUCUGAACAUGAGCUCCGAGAGCCACAAGGCAGAGCUCAAGACGGAGGCGACCCUGCUUCUCAAAAGUUCACAGGCUGCCAGCGGUUUGCAGCAAAGCUUGCAGAGCUGCGUGCGAGGCCCAAACCUGAUCCGGUGGAACAACAAACGAUGGCUGCCAUGAUGCUUCAGGUGUGCUUGAGGAGUUUGAUCGCUCGGCAGCAGAUGAUGGCUGUCAAAAUUCAGGCCUUUUAUCGCGGUUGGAAAGGCCGGCGACGCUUUCGCUCAAAGCUUGCAGCUCACCGGGCGCAGGAGAGCUUUGUACUUCAUACAAAGCACUACACAAAAGAGCGCAAAAGGUGCGCCCCGCCGGCGCAUAUCCAAACUUGGCCACCUCUAAGCGUGCUUUGGCCAGAAGCCCUGAUGGGCGCAGGCUACCGACUUCCUCGCCCACCUCCCCACGAUUCUACGGGAAGCCACUGGCCUGAGAUGGUCUAUGUCCGAUACAUGGAGAUGAUGUGCAACACCCGAUGGGAAAGUGUCAGAGUUUGCGUAUUGAUUCAGAUGAAGCUUGGGCACAACCCAUUUGAGAUUCCCCAGGUCAAAACGGGCCAACCGCGUGCAUCAAAUUGGAGGUUCUGAACAGCCUGCAGUUUUUGCCCAACGCCGUGGUCAACAGAGCACAUCCCUGCAGCAGCACAAAAGAUCAGAGUGCUGCCCUCGAUGGAUUCGCAAGGUCUUGG
Messenger RNA from Durusdinium trenchii, 1974 nucleotides. NCBI's taxonomy places the organism in Eukaryota, Dinophyceae, Suessiales, Symbiodiniaceae. The record is from the annotation of a GenBank genome assembly.